Limulus polyphemus (Atlantic horseshoe crab) is the source of this 9186-nucleotide messenger RNA. RefSeq names its product protein muscleblind-like. Bases 1107 to 2036 code for a protein of 309 amino acids. Gene Ontology annotation, molecular function: metal ion binding. The record is from RefSeq and is a predicted model, not a curated record. Lineage: Eukaryota; Metazoa; Arthropoda; Merostomata; Xiphosura; Limulidae. The transcript has 9 exons.
UCUACCAGCUGCUGUUUGUCUCAGAACAUGGCGGAAACUUGUGCCGAAAGCUUCUUAUUUCAGUCUGCUGUUGCAUUGCUACAAUAAUUAAGAGCAAGCUAGAAGUUUGGCUUUUCUUCUUAUCCCACGAUCAUCCGUUUUCAAGAUAUCAACUGAGCAGCAAGAGUUAUUUACUUCCAACCGUCCCAACAACAUCUGCUUGGGUGAAGAAUUCUAGGAAGAACAGCAGGUCUUCUCUUCGAGGUCACUUAGUUCACAGCCCUAAAUGGUUGUUUGAAACUUUUUUUUUGUCCGUCUGACCAUAUCUGUAUUCUCAAGGAAAGUUAAGUCACUAAAUGAGGAAAUCAACUAGAUGUAUUUGAAUAAACUCUAAUUGCAUUUAGUUUUGCUAUAAUUAAUUACUGUUACUGACAUUGCCGCUGUUUUACUAGACGUAUUGUUUCUUCAUUAUUACAGCCUUCUAAAGUUUUGUGGUUUCAACUGAUUUUGCUUCUAUUCCUAAGACUGCCGCAACUAGGCUUUUGGAGAAGUGCUUAUUCUGUUCGUCUGAGCUAGGUUUUCGUUCACUGACGCAGUAAAUUUGAUGGACAAAACGGAGAGGUAGGUUGCAUGAGUCACAGCCAUCCACACGGUUCAGACACUGUGUCGCCGUCAUAAACAAUCCUUUCUCUCCUCUCCGUGACGAACUCAUUCCUGUGCGGGAGUACAUAAGCCUAAACAACUUGGUAGAAGAGUUGCAUUGGAUCGCCACAGCAGCAACUAGACAGACAGAAAAACAAACAAAAAACUCGCUGAACGACGCAGCCUUAACCCUCUACACCCAGGUAUAUGCGUGUGAAAAGCUUGUAGCUUCAGUACACCUAGCACAGCGCAGUUUGGUAUUCAGUAAACUGCCUACACAGCACGAGUGUUACAAAAAGUUGUCUCCGGUCAUAGCGCUUAUUACACCACACUGCAGUUCAGUUCUGUCGUUGUCUAUCCCAAGCGAGGCGCUUAGCAGGCAGAGUCUGCGACCACGAUCCAGUCGCCCACUCGCCCGAUUGAAAGGGGGCAUUUCCCGUCGACAUUUGAGGGCUACUUAUCUGUUCAUUCCUUGAAAAGAAUCAAUGAUUAUGGCAAUGGUUAACAACCUCCCGACAGUCAAGGACUCUCGUUGGCUGCAGCUGGAGGUUUGCCGAGAAUACCAGAGAAAUAAGUGUACCAGACCUGACACUGAAUGUAAAUUUGCCCAUCCGCCUGCUAAUGUGGAAGUUCAAAACGGAAGGGUGAUCACUUGCUACGAUUCCAUAAAGGGUCGGUGCAAUCGAGAGAAACCACCCUGCAAAUACUUCCACCCUCCACAACAUUUAAAGGAUCAACUUUUGAUAAACGGUAGAAACCAUCUUGCUCUUAAGAACGCCCUGCUACAGCAGAUGCCCCUUCAACAAGUCCUGCCCGGGCAAAUUCCAGCCGUGGCUGCAACAAAUUCUUACAUGGCCACCCUUCCCACCAUGGCCACAGCUUCUUCGUUCAGUCCUUACUUUAGUCCAAGUCCUAUGAUGGGGAUGAUGCCUGCCGAAGCCAUGGCAGCACCUCUGAGUGUUAUACCCACUCCUAUGAUCACAACCCAAAAGGUGCCUCGUACUGAUAGGUUAGAGGUUUGCCGAGAAUUUCAACGCGGCAACUGUAAACGGAUUGAAACCGAGUGCCGUUUCGCUCAUCCACCUGAGCAUGUGACUGUGGACAGUACAGAAGGCAUGGUGACGGUCUGUAUGGAUUUCAUAAAGGGAAGGUGCACGCGGGAUCCAUGCCGCUACUUUCACCCGCCGCUUCACUUGCAGUCACAACUAAAGGCUGCCCAAAGCAGAGCUAACACCGCCGCUAUGGCAUUUCCCGGAAUGGUCCCUUACACUAAAAGACCAGCCCUUGACAAGAGUGGACUCCCUGUUUAUCAACCAAGCGCCACACCUUAUCAUCAAGCCCUUACCAUGCAGGUUCAACAGCCCUUUGUGCCUGUUUCUUUUGCUGUGCACCCUGGUAGUAUGCCGAGAUUUUAAGUCAGGUUUGUGUAAUCGGCCACAGCGUCGCUAUGUCCAUCUUUCAAAAUAUUUUGUGAAAGUGGUGAAUGGGAAGAGACAGAGUGUCGCGAUGCAGUCAAAGGGAAGAGUUCCACCUGUCAAUCUUCUUGUGGACUUGCCUUGUUUAAAUACUCUGGCUUUGUAGAUUCUAGAGUUUUAUUCAUGGCUAAGAUUAUUGGAUAACUAGUACUUUUUUACCUAUAGUGGGGUACGGGGGUUACCAAGAAACUUUGACACUGAUGGGAAAUGAAACGUUAACUUUCACCACCAAAGAGAUGUAAGAUAAGUUGUGAGAUUGUUUUUUUUUAAUUACUCGUAUAUUGCUAAAAAGCGAACUCUUUUCUGAAAGGGAUAGAUUUUUGUAUUUCGAUUUAUGAUAUUUUAUUUGUUUUAUAUCAAACUGAAUGGCAUUUUAGAGGAAAGGAAUUCCUUCAUAAAAAAUACAUUACUCAAAAUUUCAACUCUAGAGGGCGAUUUUUAUAGGGUCGCCCUUCUGAAAUUCGUGCAAGAGCUUAUAAAAACAAUUUUGGAAAUGUUUGGAGAUCUAGUCACAAAGAUGACGGCCAAGAAAAAGUAAAAAUGUCCCACGUGCCAUGUAUUAUGGCGACAUUGGAAAAUUUAAAAUGUAACUAUCAAAUUACUUUUUCUUUUUAAUUUGUGAAAAAUGAUAAUCUUCAGUUGGUCAUAAUAUCUUUUUUUUGCAGCAAGCAUUUCGUUCUUUGUGAUAUUUAAAUGUAAAUUUUGUGUUUCCUAACUUACCUAGUGCCAUUUUUUUAUUGUAACAAGUCCUUUCCAUGAAAUGUAAAAAUUAAACUAUUUUUAAUGUUAUUGUUUUUCUUUUAAUUAUUCUAGUAGAAUAAACUAAUCUUUUACAGACUUUCAGUACAACUGGUUGAAAGAUAGAGAUCAAGCUGAGCAGCAAAGCUCCUUUUUUGAUUGAAUAAUUUGAAAUUACUUGAAUACUUUACAAAGGCAAGCACUCUGGCGUCUAGUUUAAAAUUUAAAAACAGUUCGUAAAUAGUAUUAAGCGACUUUUGAAUUAGUUAAAUUGUUUUUUUUAAUAACUGAAUUUUUAAAAACUGUCUCCCAAAAUCUGAUCAAUUUAAAAACUAUGAUUGUAAUACAAAGUUACAAAUAAAUGAAUAAACACUUAGAUUAGAUAUAUUUAUUCUGUUUGUCGAAAAGAAUGUCUUUUUUUAGGUAUAUAUGCAUAUGUAUAUGAAAUUACUGACGUACACGUUAGUUUUUUAACUGAUAUAACAGAACAAACCUGUUAUGUGUUAUCCAUUUUUAUAUAACUAAAAACUUAAAUAUUAGUUAUUGAGUAUUGAUACAAGUGAUUGUUGGACACGAAGAAGAGUGAUGGGAUAUUUUUAAGACAAUUAUUACACUGUGACAUCUAAGAUGAUCAUCUAUAUUGUUUAAUAAGUACGAUCAUGUAAGAUAUGCUUAAUUCGAAACUCCUAUGUUUAGCUGAUUACUGGGUGUUGGACGUAGAAUUUAACGUGUUUAAUAAAUAAGUUGUACCGAAAUAUAUAUUGAAUGUGAUUUUUUUCAAUCGAUGUGUUGGUUUUAGUUCGUGCGAGAAACUAAGAAUUUGUUACCCAGUGUCAAAAAUGUGUACUAAUAAAGUAUUUUAAACUGUUACUGGUUAUAGCUAUAAUGCUGCGCAAAUUAACAAGACCAUUAAAAGCGAUAAAUGUGUCAGAUAUCAGUUCAGACUUGUGAGAAAUAUGUCAAAAACUUUUGUUCACAGAAGAUGAAGGAUUUGGUUUCUGUUUCUCAGUUAAAGGGGGAGCACUUCCACUUUGUGCAACAAUAACACACUUCACUAGUAUCUGCAUCCAUAAAGACCGAUGAAUGGCUGGCUUCAAACUGAUUGUAAUACGGUGAUACCAAUAUAAGCGCUUGCUGUGGCCUUAAAGAUCAUUAUUGUCGUUGUAACUCAACAUCUCAUAUUGCUAAGCCAUCUGUUAAACAUGGAAAAAUGAUUAUAAAAUAUGCAUUAAACUAAUAAACAUCUGAACUAGACUGAUUUAGCUUGGGCCUUAGAUAAUGAAAACGCAACCGACGACAGCAGACCAUCUUUUUAUACUUUUAGUAAUGUAGCUAUCAUGCACCAGGUAUUUUAUAGCUAUGAAACAAAAAGUGAUAAGAAAUUGGGUGCACUGUCGAUAAAGUCUUCGUUAUGUAGACUAUUUUAAAAUUAUUAUAAACUAGUGUUAGUAAUAAAACGUUGCAAGCAUAACUUCCAUUUACUAAACCUUUCAAUUUAUCAAGGAUCAUAAAAAAAAAAAUCAUGAUAAUGUAACAGAUGUCGGCAGACGCAAGAGAUCGCGGAGUUGUUAUACGAUACUGCUCCUGUCUGAAACACUGGUGGCACAUAGCGUAAGGACCGAGUUACGUGUUUUUAUGCAUGUAAAGAAAGGUUUUUUGUUUUCGUACUCUAGGGUGGUGCUACUUUAUCUCCAAAGAUGAUCAAAUCAUCAUCUCUCUAAAGAAGUGUGAUAAGCCGAACCAGAUCUGUUUGGAUCAUCCGAUCUGGUUCCCGAUCCGUGUGGAUUCACACGAUUUGUCAGACUCUUGAUCUAUCUAAAUAUAUAUAUAUAUAUAUACAAUGGUCACGUUAGUUGCUGUUUUCUGUUUGUGGAAGUAUAAUUAAGGGUUGGUUUUAAAGUAGUAAAGUUGUUUUUGUCAAUGUCCUCGUCCUUCUGACGUGAAUAAGUCUUGUUGAGAUCUAUGUUAGUUUUGCAAAACCUGACGACUUUAAUAGUCUGUUUACACUUAGUGUAUUUCAAGUAAUGUAAACUAGCCACUGUGUGAAGUGGAACUUACGUUUUAGAUAAUAAUGAUUUUCAAAUACAAUCUGUGAUUGAAAAUGUUCCUCAUGUUUCUGUUCUACUAACUUAAAUGUUUAUAAUCGAUAUUGAAUUUUGUCUUGUCAAUAAACACAGUAAAAUGGUCACAUCUAAUAUUCCUGGGCUCUAGCAAACUAGGCUGGUCAUGACUUAAUGGUUAGCGUACCGGGCUAUGGAUCCGAGGGUCCACGGUUCGUCACCCAUUACGGCAAAAAAAAAAAUCGCGCUCUACACUUUGGGUCAAGGGGGGUGAUAAGAGUAAUGGACAAAUCCUACUAUUUGAUUAGAGUAGUCCAAGAAGUGGCGGUGGAUUCUGUUGACUAGCUGCCUUCCACCUAGUCUGUCAAUUGAAACUUAGGGACGGCUAGCUAAGAUAGCCCUUGUGUAGCUUUGCGCAAAUAUCCGAAGCAAACCAAACUCUAAUGAAUUGAGAAUAACUGUGUUUGUUUACGUUUUGUUUAAGUCUAAGCAUAUCAUAAUCCCAUGUAGAAAUUAUUACUCUUUAACUGUGAAUUGCCAACUUUUUAGUGAGAAAGUGAACUUGAGAAACUCUUUAAAGUCGAAAGAGUUACUCAAUCUUCACUCGAUAUAUAUAUGUAUGUUACAAAAUAAUCUUAAUGACUAGUUGUCAUUUUAAUGACAUUAUUUCGUGUGUUUUUAAAAUAAUAUUAGUAACUUUGUAGUCAGAAAAUCCAACAUUUAGAAAGUUUGUGUGUGUGUGUGUGUGUAUUUGUCGUGCAUGAUAUUCAAAGUGUUAAUAGUAUUGCUGAUUUAAUGGUUUUUCAUUGUUUAAACCAAAAAGUGACCCAAGUAGCAACGUCCAGUUUUUCUUCAAGAAAAAAAAUCUCACCUUAAAAUUUUUGAAAUCACUAUUUCAGAUUCACGAACGUUAGUUCACGAAUCGCCAGAACUUUUAUUUGGAUUUUUGUACAUGUUUAUGUACAACAUUGUACUGUUUAUAAAGAAGUAUUUUAUAUGGGAAUAGAUAAUGACGAAAUUAAUUUAUACAUAUGUUGGUUACUGAAGUGUCGAAAUUAAAUUAAAUAUCAUAAACUGUACGUCCCCCGGUGGAUCAGCGGUAAGUUCACGGACUUACAAAGCAGAGUUCAAUUCCCUGCGGUAGACACAGCAGAUAGCCCCAUGUGGCUUUGCUCUAAAGCAAACAAACAUAACCUGUAAGAGCAACUGAGACUAUAAACGAAAAGCUAAAGCUUCUGCCAUGCAAAAUCCCUGCUGAAAUCUAAAUGUUGACUGUUGUCUAUAAGGAUUUGAACUAAAUAGCAUAACCCAUGUGUGUUCUAAUACAUAUCUUCAAUCCAUUACCCAGUAAUGGCAUACAUCCCAUUAAGUAAUAAUCAAUAUUAAAAUAGUCGGUAGAAUCGAUAUACGAAUAAGUUAAGCAGUAAGUAUUUAAAAAUAUUCUGUACUACAUAUAUCACGGAAUCUAUUCUGUGGAACGUUUUUCACUCGUUCAAGGAAAAUAGUUGAAGAAUAAUUGUUUUGGUACGAGUUAUAACUGAAUAAUGUUCUGAAAUUCAAAAGUUUCGAAGUAUGUUUUGGUAACUGAUCAAAGGUUACGGAAAAGAUUUUCAAUGUUGUUACUAAUAGUUGGUUUACAUAUUUUUUAUAAAUUAACUGGAAUUUUUGUCAAAUGUAUUAAAGUUUUAAAACGUUUUCAAGAUAUAUUCUCCUUUUAAAACAAUUUUUGUUCUUAGUAAAAAAAAACUAGUUACAAUUACUUUGUAUUGAUUAUUUCUUUAAGUCAGUAAAUAUUUAUAUUCUAUACAUUUUUCUUUUCUUAUCUGAAAACAAAAUAUUAUUUGUUUUCAUUGUAUUCAGAUGUAAGUAUGUAGAGCAUGUUAGUCACUGAGGCAACUCCCUGAAAGAAAACUGUAACGUUCAAAACUUCUCUCAUUUGCCUCAACACUGAAUGUUGUAUUUAGGGAAAAAUUUUAACUGUUUAUAUAUCUAGGUGUGUGGGGUUUGAAAAUAGAAAAUGUACAGGAGUGACUAUAACACAAGUUGUUCCAAUGAAAGUGUUAUUUUUUUUAUGUAAGGUUCCUUUCUAUUUCUUUUAUGUAUGUUUGUUUCGUUUACAAAUAUAUAAAAAAAUUCAGUGGAUUUUAACAUUAAAUCAGGUAUGUUUCUAUCAAACGAUAUGACUAUUUUUAAUCGUUAUUGUAUAUUUUUAUGUUUUAAUGACACUCACUUUUAAGAUUUACAAUAACUCACCUCAUAACACAUACUUAUAGUAAAGCAAUCCAUUCUUUAUUAGCCAAGUAUAAAUAUUAACGAACUUGAUUACUGAUAUCUUCGAAUUAUUUCAGAAUGAUUAUACAUUUUCUCCAAAUUAACAGCAAAUUGUUAAUCUUCGUUUGUUCUUUCAUCAUGAACAAAUAUCCAUAGAAAAAAAAUAAUAAUAGAAGGGGCCUUGAAGACUUGUCAUUCGUUCAUCUAGUUGUUGUUUUACUACUUUGGAUAUCGUUUGAAAUUACUGGAUAACAGAAGUGCAGAUAUUCAGUAACGACAAUAUUGCAACGUGAAUUGCAAAUAAAUAAUACAAAACUCAGAAAUAUCAAAUACCAUUGUUACUGCUCGAUCAAAGUAUACAGUUUUUACUGUCACAGUCAUGUUAAAUUAUAAAAAAAAUUAUCUUACUAUAAUUACUUUUUUAAUAUUAAUACACUCCUAAUUUUUCUUUUUCAGAAAACUAAAAUGCAGCGGUUAUUAUUAAUAACGCGUCCUUAUGAUUUUCUGAAACACGUUGUAUUGAUUACAGUUAUACGUGGUUUUUCAACUGUGAUAAUUCAGUAGUAUGAAUAUGGAAUGGUAGUAAAUAUUCUAGUUUAAACAGAUUUAUGUUUGCAAUUGGAAUAUCUUGUGUUAUAACAUGGAAAAGGGAUUAUUUUAAAUGUUUCUUGUGGAAUUAGGCAUAGCCUUGUAAUUAUAUUAUAGUACAGUCAAAAAUACUUUUUGCUUCAUAAAUAUCUUUUAAGAAUUUUUUUUCCUCAAAAAGCUGAGUUAUAAUUUAAAAGGUACACAUUUUUAUUUCAGUAUAAUUCUAGGAAAUAUUAAUCAGGGGGUAUGAAAUUUUGAACAAAUUCGUUUUCAUGUUAUAUUUUUGCAUUAUUCUUAUUUUUAAAUGAUAUGAAAAAGUGUAAAAACGUGUAUAAGUUUGAUAAAUCUAUCCCUUUUCCUAGAGUUUACUCCAAGAUUUGAAAAGUCGAGAGAACCAUUAAGUUUAUAUUACAUAAUCUCUACCAGAAAAUAUGUCUGAAGUUAGAAGAAAGUAUUACCACAUGUUUAAAAUAAAUAUAAACACGUCUUAGCAGUGUAGAGGUAAAAACAAAAAGUAAAUCAACUAUAUGAUUGUAACAUGAACGUUGACAAGAGUCCUCAUUCAACUUCAGUAUCUUUAAAGUGUCAGUUGCACUGUGAGGCUUUGAAUUUCAGAAUCAUAUUCCAUUUGGAUUCAGAUUCGUAAGGUAAGAAAAACACCUGGUGAAACGGGUGUACGUUGAAUAGAAAUGUGAAUAAUUUUAUGUUAUAAAAGAAGGUGGACAAGUUUAAUAUAUUCGUUGACUUACCGUUGUGUUUAUUUUGAAAAUGCUUAAUAUCAAUGAAGUAUAACCAAUAAAAGUAUUUGAAUGGUACUUCAAUUCUACAUUUUUUCUCAUUGUUAGACUAAUAAUGAUUGUGACUUUUAUGGUUAUGAUGAAUGAUAAGUUCAUUACUUAUUUGUUUAAAUAUACUUCGAGAAUGAUGUUAUAUAAGAAUGAUUAAGUAACCACCAAGAAACUUGUCGGACAUUCUUCUAGAUGAAGUAUUGUCUCUGCAUGGAAAUGACUUGAAAUGGAAAGAUUUCAAUAAAUAAACAAGAAGUGUUGGUAUGAAAAACUCAUAUUUUUAACAAACUUAUAAAAAAGACAAAUGCUCAAGAAAAUUACACAGUUGAUGAACAAUUGAUCAUUGCUUAAAAAUUGAAUGUGUCCAAUUACGAGUGUCAAAGAAGUAGUUGGUGUUUUAAUCCAAGAAUUGGUUUGUCAAGUUCCCGCAUCACCAUCGCUGUUACUGCUUCUCCGUAGGACCAAACACCAACUUCUUGGUGUUACCAACCCCGAACUUUUCCUGAGCAACCAUAGUGGCUCCAAAGAAGACGACAUUUUUUGUUGUAUGCUUGGCUUUGUCAUGCUGCUUGCUGUAUGUUGACCAAUAAGCUGUAUCACUACACGUCAGUAACCUAAAAUAAAGUUGCAUUUAUAUUAGGACCA